This is a messenger RNA of Punctularia strigosozonata HHB-11173 SS5, 516 nucleotides long. RefSeq lists its product as uncharacterized. NCBI's taxonomy places the organism in Eukaryota, Fungi, Basidiomycota, Agaricomycetes, Corticiales, Punctulariaceae. Bases 1 to 516 code for a protein of 171 amino acids. The record is from RefSeq and is a predicted model, not a curated record. The transcript is spliced from 3 exons.
AUGCGUGCCGUAUGGAGGGCUAGAGCGGCUGCUAUCGCAGUUGGCGUUUCUCGCCUUGCACUCGAGGAGGAAAAGGUUCGGCUCGCGAAUGCGAACAAGAAGCGGGUACGUGGCUCUACCAAAAUCAAGGGCCGGAUUGUUGUCGCCCAAGAGCUUAAGGCUCAUUUUGAGGAGGAAGAACGUGUUGCUGCCGAGAAGGAGAGGGAGGCACGCGAGAAGGAGCAUGCAAAAGCUGUUGAAGCCGCCGAGCGUGAGGCUCGUAUUGUACAGGCUGCAUCGUCAAGGGUUUUCAACCAGCCACUGAAUGCCUACAGAACCAGAGAGGACGUCCUCGGGCUGGCGCAGGCACUGCACGUCAACGACAAGGGCCCUGUCCGGGCAAUCAUCCCAAGGAUUCACAUCUCGAGACACACCAAGAUCUUGCUUCGAACCCUCGCUUCGCAGGCCUAUUCAAGCUCUCCAGAUGCUCCGCCCAUGGAGCCCGCCCCAAUUCCACACCACAUCCAACACCUCUAG